Messenger RNA from Spea bombifrons (plains spadefoot toad), 2300 nucleotides. RefSeq names its product adhesion G-protein coupled receptor F3-like. Gene Ontology annotation, cellular component: membrane. Gene Ontology annotation, molecular function: G protein-coupled receptor activity. The record is from RefSeq and is a predicted model, not a curated record. NCBI's taxonomy places the organism in Eukaryota, Metazoa, Chordata, Amphibia, Anura, Pelobatidae. The transcript is spliced from 11 exons. The coding region runs from base 1 to 2082 and encodes 693 amino acids. Gene Ontology annotation, biological process: G protein-coupled receptor signaling pathway; cell surface receptor signaling pathway.
AUGUGGGAGCAGCUGUGGGCCCCCAUUUUGUGUUCCAAAAGACUAGGUCAAAUCAGGCCAGGAGGUCAGCAACUGAGGUCAAGCAGCAAAGGGGCAAACCACAAGUGCAAGUCCAAUAAACAGGCCAAGGUUGUAAACAGGGAGGACCUGGAGACGCUGAGGCGUAGCCCCUCGCGGGAGGACGGCCCGGUGUGCGAUGGGCACCAGAGCACCCACCGCGGGGAUAGUGAGGGGAGCUCAGGACCCACGCGCACUCGGGUUUUUGACGAAGCGGGUUCAGUGACGUCGAGCUCCCCGAAGACGUUUUAUAUUAAGACAGGGACUUCAGCAGGUCGGGGUCCGGAGACCUCGGGGGAUUAUUCCCCAAACUCCACCAAGUGGCAUCAGCUAGAGCAAUGGCUGUCGCUGUCAUCCUGGAACAGCUCAGCAGACCUGGGCACGGGGAUCAUCCCCGAUUUGCAGGAAUACGCGGACGCCAAGAGUCCUUUCGGCUUUCAUAAGGAUGAAGUGUCGUUAAUCCUGUACAUUCUGGGGAAUAUAACAGAAAAAGCCGUCCAGUCGAACCAGAGCUUCGGCGUGGCCACGGUGCUGGAUAUCCUAUAUAUUGCCAACCAGCUGCUCAACGUGUCUUCGUGGAAGCCGGCAGCCAGCACAAACACCGCCCUUGGCCCCCACGUGCUCCAGUUCUUUGAAAGUAUUUUGGGUGCGAUGGAAGAAACUAACCAGACUUUCAGCGUCUCUUAUGAGAACAUCGAGUUUCACUGCCUCAGCAGGCCGUGCAGCAGCAUGAGGAAUCAGACCGCGCUGGGGCUUCCCACAAACGUCAGCGUUUCACUACACGAGGAAGACAGCGAGCACGACUUCCAUGCUUCAUGUUUGGUCAACAUUAUGUCCUUGUCCUACAGAGGUCUCAGCAUGGACUUCCCAGGUGAAUAUGCCCACAAUGAAGAUCCAAGCAUCUCCUUCGAACUGGAGAGCCGCAUUCUGACAAACUCCAUGCUAUUUGACAAGAAGAGCUACCAUUCAGCGCACGUCAACAUGAGUUUCCUUUGUGACUCUAGAGAUUGCCACCCGGCAGCCAUAUGCGUAUUCUGGAACUUCUCUCUAGGAAAGUGGUCUUCCGAGGGGUGCAGCACAGAAAUCGUCGACGGGGUGGCCAACUGCUUUUGUCAUCACCUGACCUCCUUCUCUGUGUUAAUUUCAAAAUUCCUACCACAAGGUCUCCUAAACUCCUCUGUUCUCGAUUACAUCACAAAAAUUGGUCUGAUAAUCUCCAUCAUCUCCCUUGUUUUGUGUAUUUCAUUACAAGCCUAUCUGCUUAGGGUUACUCUGAACCUCGUCGCCUACUACAGACACUUGGCCAUACUCAACGUGUCUACAUUCCUCCUUUUGAGUAACAUCUCUUUCGUGGCAGCCACUUAUAUCACACCCAAGGAUUAUCUGAGGCUCUGCAUCGCGCUGACCUUCUGCACACAUUUUUCUCUGUUGGCUUUCUUCUGCUGGACCUUGGUGCAGAGCUUUUUUCUGUUCUGCCGUUUGGUCUUUGUCUUCCACCACAUAACAAAGCGAGAAUUCAUGACCUUGUCCACCGUGCUGGGCUACGUGUUUCCAGCAUUGAUUUCCAUGGGCACCUUCCUGUACUACACUCCAACCGAUGAGUAUCGGAGGGAGACUGUGUGUUGGCUACAAAGUGACUCAGGGGCUUCCCAGGCGUUUACAAUCCCGACGAUAAUCGUCUUAUCUGGAAAUUUCCUGGUGCUGAUCGUCGUGAUCCGUAAACUUCUCAGACCGUCCAUUUCUGAAGGCAGCGGCGAGGACGAGGAGGUUGUCAAGAAGCUGGUCAAAGCGGUUGUCUUCUGCACCCCCCAGUUUGGGUUGACUUGGGCCAUUGGGAUCCCACUUCUCACUGAUUCAAACUCCCUGGUUUUACAUUAUAUGUUUGUGCUGCUCAACCCCCUGCAGGGAUUUUUCAUCUUUCUCUUUAGUUGUCUUCUGGAUAAAAAGAUCAUGGAUCUCGUGAAGAAGAGGUUUUCUAAAAACUCGGCUUUCAGCAGCACGGCCACAACACUCAGUUCAUAUUAAUGAUCCUGGACUUCAUGCACAGGAUCCAGGAAACCCACAUGGAAACUCAGAACCGGGCCACAGACAUAACGAUGAGACCAGCUCAGAGUGUACGGUGUGAGACCCCGCUUCAUGUUACCAUGGCAACAGAUCCAGGGAAUGGGAGGAAAUCUCUGACAAAUCAAAAUUUUCAGAUGCUUCUCAGAGAAUCCGAUCGAAAAAAGAGAUUAGAUUUGAAU